AUGGAGACCUCGUCUCAAAUUAACAGCAAGUACAGUGAAGAAUUAGCGGAGGAGUGCUUAGAAUGGAUCAAAGUGAUCACCGGCGAAAAUAUCGACACGUCAGGGGACAUGGACAACUUCUAUGAGAUCCUUAAAGAUGGAACUCUUCUUUGCAAAUUGGCGAACCACAUAAAACCUGGCCAGGUGAAGAAAAUUAACGAAUCCAAAAUGGCGUUCAAAUGUAUGGAGAACAUUAACGCGUUCCUUGAAGCCGCCAAAAUAUUCGGCGUACCUGCGCAGGAAACCUUCCAGACCGUUGAUCUGUGGGAAAGGCAGAACCUCAACUCCGUAGUUAUCUGCUUACAGUCGCUUGGUAGAAAAGCCCAUAACUACGGUAUGCCCUCAAUAGGACCUAAGGAAGCGGAGAAAAACGUUCGCAACUUCACUGAAGAACAGCUCCGGGCAGGCCAAGGUGUUAUUUCGCUUCAAUACGGCUCCAACAAAGGCGCCACUCAGAGCGGAAUCAACUUUGGCAACACUAGACAUAUGUAA
Messenger RNA from Pieris macdunnoughi, 531 nucleotides. NCBI's taxonomy places the organism in Eukaryota, Metazoa, Arthropoda, Insecta, Lepidoptera, Pieridae. The record is from the annotation of a GenBank genome assembly.